Messenger RNA from Fundulus heteroclitus (mummichog), 3188 nucleotides. It is a transcript of the gene ikzf2, whose product is annotated as IKAROS family zinc finger 2. Lineage: Eukaryota; Metazoa; Chordata; Actinopteri; Cyprinodontiformes; Fundulidae. Gene Ontology annotation, molecular function: DNA-binding transcription factor activity; RNA polymerase II cis-regulatory region sequence-specific DNA binding. The record is from RefSeq and is a predicted model, not a curated record. Gene Ontology annotation, biological process: regulation of transcription by RNA polymerase II. The transcript has 8 exons. The coding region runs from base 918 to 2483 and encodes 521 amino acids.
AAUGUUCCAUGUUUAAACAUCGUUCAAAUAACUGUAUGCUUAAUUCGUUUCUUGCCGGUGCGAUUAUUGAUUUUGAAUAAUUCAGACCUAACUCGGAAAUGUUGCCAAAAGUGUUAUAGGCCUAUGUAGUCUACAAUGAAAAAUGGAAAGUUGCUCAUGUUUAUUCUAGUGUGGUGGGGAAGUCAUUUGCUUUUUUUUUUUUUUAGUCGCUUUGAUGUUUCCAACAGUGGUGCUUAUGAGUUAUGUUGCCGUUAGGCUACAACGCAUUAUAUCCCCACUCUCUUUAGGAGCAAUUAAAAUGCGUGCGACUCUACCGGUUCGACCUUGAGUCACAUCUCCACAGCAGCUUUUCAGCAUUGCCUGCCCACGGAUUUCCAGCGUCUCGAUUGUUGAAAAUAGCUUGGCUGCUCCCUGUCGCUAUGGCUAAUUCCUUAGGAACCGGUGGAUCCAGUUUGAUCCAUCCCUCUCUCUUUCGCUCCCUUUACCAACUUGUUGAGUCUUCCCCUCUCUUUGUUCCUGCUGCAGACGUUCACCAUGUAACCGCUCGGUCAUAAUAAGCCGCGUCAGAUGUUUUUUUUUUUUCAAACACUCUGCUGAAGUUGGAGCCCAGUUGAAAGUAGCCUACAUAUCGAUAGGACGACGUCGGUGUCGUUUUUUAAAGUGGAAAACUCGACAGGGAGGAGGGGGCAAGCGCUUUAGAGGCUCUCACACAGCGACAGUCACCUGUAGACUGCAGAUGCGCACCUCCUCAACUUUUGUGCUGCCUUUCUGAACUUGAGCGUUAGAAGUAUUUUUUUAUUUUUAUUUUUUGGUCUUUUUUUUUUCUUCUUCAUCAUCUGAUUGUUACAUGUUGAUCUGGAGAAAAAGUUUCCGUAUCAUCCUGAAACCUCACUGGAUAAAUUAGUACCCCCGAAGAAAUGGAAAUGGAAACUUCCAAAGACUAUUCUGCAAGUAACGGCCAAUGCUCUUCCGGUAAGGAGGACUCGAGAAUGUUAGUGGAUAUGUCAUCACCUAAUGUACCAGCAGUUCCCCAGGGUCCUAAUUCCCCCAAUGAAGUGGCCAUAAAGCAAGAGGAAGAUCUGGUUGAAGAUGGUGACAAAACCUGCCUAGCACCUGAUGAAUUAGGCCACGCCGGAGAUGAGGUAGCAACACCGGAGGAAUCUAUGACUAGCAGCCCACACAAUGCACAGGAUGGGUUGUCUGAGCCAAAUGCACCAUCGGAUGCAGGGAUUCGACAACAAAAUGGUGAUAGGCCUUUCCAGUGCAACCAGUGUGGUGUGUCGUUCACCCAGAAGGGGAACCUGCUGCGACACAUUAAGCUGCACACAGGCGAAAAACCCUUCAAGUGCCCCUUCUGCAGCUAUGCCUGCCGCCGCCGCGAUGCCCUCACUGGUCAUCUUCGUACUCACGCUGUUGGUAAACCACACAAGUGCAACUUCUGUGGACGGAGUUACAAACAACGGACAUCCCUGGAGGAGCACAAAGAGCGGUGCCACAGUUACCUCAGCUUGGAUCCUGGCGCCAACUCAGGCCCUUAUACAGGCGAAGUUCCAAAAGAGGUAAGGGCCAUGGCCGAGCAUGGCAGCAGGCCAACCUUUGAUCGGCCACCUGUCAUCGAAAGACUGCCUACUAACGUUGGCAAGAGGAAGAGCACUACACCUCAAAAAUUUGUUGGAGAAAAGAUUCGCUACAGCUAUCCAGAUAUAGGCUAUCAUGAGAUGCGCCUGAAGUAUGAAAAUCACCCUGAAUUGAUACCACACCACAUGGUGGACCAGGCUAUCAACAAUGCCAUGACAUACUUGGGAUCAGAUACCCUCCGUCCUAUGCUCCACCAUCCUGGCCCAUCUAUGUCUAUGGCUGACGUUGUACCCGUUGUCAAUCCCAUUUACCACCAUGCUGUGCCAUUGGGCCCGCAACCAGAACGUCCAGGAAACUGUGAAACACUUCCACCACAUCCAUCCCAGCCCCAUGAGUUCUCCAGCCAUUCCACUUCAAACGGCUCUACUUCCUUAACUCGGCAGAACAAGCCACCUCAGCCAUCACAGGAUGAAUCAGCAAGCAACAGCGGCAUUGACUCGGCUGACUCGGCUCGAAGCAGCCCUCAGGACAUGCAGAGCUACCUUAACACCAAUGCACCUACAGGCCUCAGGUCACGUGGCAGUCCAGCUUUGGGCUCUGGUGAGCGGCUUAUAGAUCCGUCGCCCAGUAGUGGGACAGGAGUGGGAACGGGGAUGAUGCGAGUGGCAACAGAGCGGUCUGUGGGUCACGAAGGGGUGCGGGUGUUCGCACGAGAGGGCCACGAGCUUCGAGCCUUCCAGUGUGAGCACUGUCGACUGCUCUUUCUGGACCAUGUCAUGUACACCAUCCACAUGGGCUGCCACGGUUACAGAGAUCCCCUGGAGUGCAACAUCUGUGGGCACCGAAGCAAAGACCGCUAUGAGUUCUCCUCGCACAUAGUUCGAGGGGAACACACUUUCCAUUAAAAGGGACACAUCGGAAGCAAUUGGGAAACUAAGGAAAGAAGAUGAGCAUUAACUUGCUAUCCAGUCUUUCCCUGUGAAAGUGCAUAGUUCGUUGGCACUGUAGACAAGUGUAGCACAAUGAAAGACUUCUAUUUAAGCUACUGGUUGUAAAUUGGAGCUGUUGAACAAUCACAUGAAGGUAUGGGCCAAAGACAUAUUUUGUACUCAUUUACAUUACAAAAGUUGUUUCUUUUUCCUCUUUAUUGACUAAUAAUUUGUUUAUCAGCAACUGUACGAAGGUGUUUGCCCGGUUUAUGAUUUUAAUGUUAUAUGGAAAUAUGUUUCAUGGAGCUUUUCAGUUUUAAGGUUUUAUCAGCAGCUAAUGCUGUAUUACGUUGACAUCGUCAUAUACCGUGCAGGCUCAGUUAAAUGUAUAGAAUGAAAACACUUUAGGACAAAUUCAUCCGUGAAUUGCUGAUUUGACUUUACGAAUUAAAGGUAAAAAUACAUGAAAAGAUAUCAUUAAAUUAAAGUUAAAUUAUUAUUGUUAUUUUCAUUUAAUAAAAGUUUGAAGAACUUGGAAGAAAGAAGGGAAGCAUCCGCUCCUCUGGCAAUGCAAUGGGUCAAACUAGUUUUACAAUCAUUUUGUAAUUUCUAAAUUAUACAGUGGACUUUCAAAGUGAUAUAUAUUUUUUUCAUUUAUUUAUUUGACUAUACACACACACA